AAAUUGAACAGAAUGAACCCGGUGAUAACUUUGUUCCCUGGAUAUUUGUUUAUAGCUUUAAUAAUUUUUGGAAGUACAGUGCAAAGCAGUUCAUAUGCUGUAAAUAAGAGCAGUAAUGUGGAAAGCCAUGAUUGGAGCUAUCCCGAAUCCGGAAAAGUAUCUGGAUACAAUACAGGAAGAAGGCCGGAAAAAAUGGAAAUACAUCGUUAUAAUCGAGAGGCUGAUCGAAACGCGACAUUAAAACGAGGAGUGAAAACGUAUCAAACGCCAUCCGAAAAAACAGCAAGACACAAAAUAAAAUAUAAGCCGUCAAAUGCUCGAAGGAAAAAUGUUAGUCACAAUUACUCCGAUAAUAAUUCCGAAAGUAAGCAUUAUCACACAUUUGAAGAAGUUCAUGAGCACAUAGAGGAAGACGAUGGGCAGUACCAAGCAUCUGAGCAUAUCGGAACACAAUCAAUCCUGCACGAACACGUUAAAGAUCACUCGGCAAAGGAUGGAAAACGGAUGAGAGUUAAGAUCAAACAUCACCAUCACCACCAUCAUCACAACCAUAUAAAGGAAAUGAUUAAGACCGUCCCGCAACCAUAUCCCGUGGAAAAGGUUGUGCACGUACCCAUUGAGAAAAUUGUGGAAAAAAUCGUUCAUGUUCCCAAGCUGGUUAAUGUUACGGUUGAGAAAAUAAUUCAUGUACCCAUCGAAAAAAUAGUCGAGAAGGUGAUUCACAUUCCAAAACCGGUCCACGUACCAAAACCAUAUGUGGUCGAGAAAAUCGUUGAAAAAAUAGUUCACGUUCCAAAACCGUAUCCUGUUCUUCGGACUGUACCGUAUCCGGUGGAAAUCAAAGUUCCUGUCGAGAAGAAAGUGCCAGUACCCUUUAAGGUUGAGGUAGAACGAAAGGUUCCCAUUUACAUUCGAUCCAGCGAGCCGUACAAGUUCGAGCCAUCACCUUUUGAAAGCUAUCCCCGUGCCGAAGAAUUCAAAUAUAGCAUGGAAUUGGAUCAUCCGCCGCCGAGAGAGCAUGAACCAUCCUCAUUGCCUUCCUCCAACUACUACAACAGGGUAUACAAAUCUAAGGAGCUGGAUCAUCCUCCUAGGAUACAGGACUAUCAAAAUGAUAUACAGCCGCAGUAUAAGCACGAAUUCGUUACGAAAAGUAGUAUUGAACCAACUUCUUCUGGUCGUGAUGCGGUUUCUCUUAAGCUUGUGGGCCCCACUAACCACUUCAAUAUUACGGGAAAGGAUUUGGAGGACGCAAACUCACCUCCGGAAUUUGUUAAUAGCUCAAAUUUAGACCUAAGUCCGCAAGAAUCUGGUAAUGCAUUCCGCGGAAUCCCUUUCUCCUUACCAUUUCAAUUUGUACAGCUGCAGCCGAUGGCCUUUCAAAAUGCUAUAAAUAUGGAAUUACCAGUUCCAUCAACAGCAGCAGAGAUAGCUCAGAAGUAAAUUACGCAUUAGCU
This is a messenger RNA of Drosophila elegans, 1457 nucleotides long. RefSeq lists its product as uncharacterized. The transcript is spliced from 2 exons. Bases 13 to 1443 code for a protein of 476 amino acids. The record is from RefSeq and is a predicted model, not a curated record. Lineage: Eukaryota; Metazoa; Arthropoda; Insecta; Diptera; Drosophilidae.